CUCCCUUUUCAUAUUCGCACCUUACACCACGCGCCUGAACGUGCUGCAACUAGCUGACACUGCAGAAGCGUCUCACCUCACAAACAAUAUGCAGACGUGCAAGAUGGCCCUCCGGGGUCAGCGCAGCCAGUUUGCGGGCAGCCCCAAGCCGUUCACCAGCGCGCGGACGCAGCGUGCGGGUCUGCAGGUGAUGAACGCCAUUACUCGUCAGAAGAAGGAAGAAGUGGUUACUACCCUGAAGGAGAAGCUGGACAAGAGCAUUAUUGUCUUUGGCAUGCGCUUCAAGGGUCUGGACGUGCCCACUAUCCAAAGGUUCCGCAAGGGCCUGCCGCCGAACUGCUCCGUGUAUGUGACUAAGAACACACUAAUGAAGGUGGCCAUCUCCCAGACCCAGGGGUGGGAGACGCUCGCCGAAAAGGGUUGCCAGGGCGAGAAUGCCUGGGUGUUUGUGAACGAGGAGGAGAUUGCGGACGCCGUGAAACACUAUUUCAAGUUUGAGGAGGACCUGUUCACGGAAGCUAAGAAGCAGGCCGCAAAGAACCAGGAGGUUAAGCCGCCCACGGAGCUUUCCUGUGUAGUCAUGUCCGGGAAGUACCUGACGCCGGCUGAGCUCAAGAAGUGCGAGAACCUACCAACGAAGGCGCAGCUGUAUGCGACGAUUGCACGCCUUGCAAAGCAGCCUGCUCAGAAGCUGGCAACGGGCAUUAAAAUGGUGCCUACGAAGUUGGCGAUUGCACUGAAGAAAGUGUCAGAGCUGGAUGAUGAUAAGAGCAAGACGCUUGCUCAGGUGGUGAAGGCGUGAAGCACCUGGCUAGGGUAAAACCGUCCAGGGUGAUAACGCAAUUGCUGGAAGAAUGUUUUGCUCCUAGUUUUUGUCUUCAGCGCGGUUCGUCCAGCAAUUUUACCGUCGUGUUGGACGCGGCCGUGUAUUUGUCGGCGGUUAUGAACGUAUGACUAGCGACGUAUGCAUCUCUGCCAGCGAAGCGUUUGUUAAUGGGUUUGGUAUCUGACUUCCCCAGGUCUAUUGGUGGAGACCCACGAGCGCUAAUGUGUUUCAUGUAAGGACGAGCCAAAAUCGUUAAUGCCGAUGUGCUCUGGGUCACAGUCAAAGGCGGGCGAAGGUAAAUACGUAGUGUAGGAGACAGAAAUGCGAGUCACGUUAUGCAGCAUUCUGUAACGAAAAGAAAUUUG
Volvox carteri f. nagariensis is the source of this 1191-nucleotide messenger RNA. RefSeq names its product plastid/chloroplast ribosomal protein L10 (gene prpL10). The record is from RefSeq and is a predicted model, not a curated record. Lineage: Eukaryota; Viridiplantae; Chlorophyta; Chlorophyceae; Chlamydomonadales; Volvocaceae. Gene Ontology annotation, cellular component: large ribosomal subunit. Bases 89 to 802 code for a protein of 237 amino acids. Gene Ontology annotation, biological process: translation. The transcript has 6 exons. Gene Ontology annotation, molecular function: structural constituent of ribosome.